Chaetomium strumarium is the source of this 1689-nucleotide messenger RNA. Its product is annotated as FAD dependent oxidoreductase. NCBI's taxonomy places the organism in Eukaryota, Fungi, Ascomycota, Sordariomycetes, Sordariales, Chaetomiaceae. The record is from RefSeq and is a predicted model, not a curated record. Gene Ontology annotation, molecular function: flavin adenine dinucleotide binding; saccharopine oxidase activity; sarcosine oxidase activity. The coding region runs from base 276 to 1568 and encodes 430 amino acids. The transcript has a single exon.
CCGUGAUCGGUGCCGUCUGCGAUGCACGUCGUCUACUGAUGCCCGAAAUAAAGAGUAGGAUCCUCUAGGUCCGUUAUCAUCGACGGCAAACAGACAGGCGGCUUGGACGACUCACGAGACCUCAUAGCAGACCGUGCCUCGGAGGCUUAAAUAAAAGGAGAGACGAGGGAGGACCGAAGACAAUGUGUCCGUAUUUGGUUCCGGCAGAUUAUGCCGGCUUUGCAUGUGUUGACCCCAUCUCUUGAUUUCACCUCCACAUACCUUAAGCUUUUGUAAUGACAGACACCGGCAAAAUGACGCCCGACUCAUCGAUCCUCAUCGCCGGCGCCGGCACCUUCGGCCUGUCGACCGCCUACCACCUCGCCAAGGCCGGGUACAAGAACAUCACGGUGCUCGAAAAGAGCCCAACCAUCCCGUCGCCCCUGUCGGCGGGCAACGACCUCAACAAGAUCCUGCGGGCCGAGUACGAGGACCCGUUCUACACCAACCUCGCGCUGCAGGCCAUGCGGGAGUGGAAGCACAACCCGGUCUUCGCGCCUUACUACCACGAGACGGGCUACCUGCUGUGCACGUCAGCGGCCGCACCAGAAAAGUCCAAGCGGUCGCUCGCCAAAUCGCUGUCCUCCAUCUCCUCGCACCCGGCUUGGCAGGGCGGCGUCAUCCACCCGGUCAACGAGCGGGAUGACAUCCGCACGCUCGCGCCGGCGCUCGACGGGCCCAUGCACGGCUGGACAGGCUACCUGAACAAGCUGGCCGGGUAUGCGCACGCCGCCGACGCCCUGCGCGCCACGCACGCGGCCUGCCGUGCGCUGGGCGUGACCUUCCACCUGGGCGACGGCGUCAUGGAGCUGCUUUACAAGGAUCACACUAAUAAUGUGUGCAUCGGUGCCCGGGCGGCCUCGGGCGCGGUGCACACGGCCGACGUAGUGGUGCUCGCGCUGGGCGCCGCGCUGGGGACGGUGCUGGGCCUCGUCGGAAGACAGAUCACGGCGCGGGCCUGGAGCGUCGGCCACGUGCAGCUCAGCGAGGAGGAAGCCGGCCGGCUGAAGGGGAUCCCCGUCACGUAUGCGCGCGACCUGGGCUUCUUCUUCGAGCCAGACGAGAAGACGCGGUUGCUGAAAGUGUGUCCGGCCGGAGCGGGAUACACGAAUUUCGUUAAGAAUGACUCAGAGGCAUCACCGGUGUCGGUUCCGCCCGAGGACAGCGGCUGGAUCCCGGCGAGCGACGAGGCCACCAUUCGCAAGCUUCUGGGGGAGACGCUGCCGGCGUUGGCGGACCGGCCCAUCGUGGACAAGAAGCUCUGCUGGUGUGCGGAUACGGCGGACACCGAGUACAUCAUCGACUUCGUCCCGGGGAAGACCGGCGUCAUGGUCGUGUCGGGAGACUCGGGCCACGCCUACAAGAUGCUGCCGGUGGUGGGGAGCUGGGUCAAGGAUGUGUUGGAAGGAGGGAGCCAGGACAUCCCACGCUGGCGGUGGAAGGCCGGCCAGGAUGCGGGCGGCGAUGUCAGUUGGAGGGUGGGCGAGAGUGUCGACAUCAAGGACGUGCAGGACAAGGUCAGGGGUUGACAACGGAGAGGAGUAGAAACAGAAUGUUAAAACCAUCCAUUUUAUCUUCAAUGUUCUGUAGCUGGUAUAUUUACCAAUACCUUGCACCGAAAAACAAAUGAAACCAUCCGUUGCCAUAUCA